Molecule: messenger RNA, 3357 nt
Organism: Penaeus chinensis
Lineage: Eukaryota; Metazoa; Arthropoda; Malacostraca; Decapoda; Penaeidae
Gene: GCS2beta
Product: glucosidase 2 subunit beta-like
Exons: 11
Coding region: 82-1785 (567 amino acids)
Biological process (GO): N-glycan processing
Cellular component (GO): glucosidase II complex
Molecular function (GO): calcium ion binding
Source: RefSeq, a predicted model, not a curated record
CCAGCUCGACGUAAACAAAACAGCUGAUCGAGAGACGCCGGCGAAGGUGGUUGCAAAUCCUCUCGGGCGAAAACCACUAAGAUGAAGUUCAUUUUCGUCCUUUCUAUGCUCUGCUUGGCAUCUGGGGCCGUCGUUAAAGCAGCUGAGGUGCUAAGGCCGAGAGGAGUGCCAUUAUCCAAAGCUUCUUUUUAUGACCCAACAAGAGACUUCAACUGCUUAGACGGAUCAGGAACAAUCCCUUUUGCAUACGUUAAUGAUGACUACUGUGACUGUCAGGAUGGCAGUGAUGAACCUGGUACAUCAGCUUGUCCCAAUGGAUUCUUCUACUGCACAAAUGUUGGCCACUCGCCCCUCAACAUCCCAUCAUCCAGAGUAAAUGAUGGUGUUUGCGAUUGCUGUGAUGCAUCGGAUGAGUAUGCCUCGGUCUCCAAUUGUGUGGACACCUGUCGAGAGCUCGGCCGCGCAGCCCGGGAGGAAGCUGCCAAGCAACAAGAGGAGAGACUGAAAGGCUUCCAGAUGCGGCAGUCGAUGAUAGAAGAAGGCCGUAAACGAAAGAAGGAAGCCGAGGUGAAAAUGGACGAGCUCAAGAAAGAGAGAGAGGAAGCAGAAGCUGCCCGAAAUGACAAGGAGGAAAUCAAGAAACUUGUUGAGGAGCCUGAGAAGGAGGCCCUGGAGAAAUACAAUGCCAUUGAGCAGGAAAGAAAGGCUAAGGCUGAUGCAGAACAGAAGGCCAAGGAGGAGGCUGAAGCACGAGAGGCAUUUGCUCACUUGGACAAUGACGGGGAUGGGAUUUUGACGGUUGCUGAACUCCAGUCUCGGCAGACCUUUGAUACAAACAGAGAUGGAGAAGUGACUGCUGAGGAAGCUAAGUUCUACCUACGGCAGGAGGAGACCAUGGACUUGGAGACCUUCCUGGUGUCUGGGUGGCCCAUGAUGCGACCCACGUAUAAGAUGGACCAGAGGAUGUUUGUACCUCCCACCACUGAGGCACCAGCAGAGGCACUAACCCCACCUCCUGUUCCUGGAUCUGAGGGCAAGGAUGAACAGCAAGGAGAGGAGGAUGAACAAUUCGAUGAUGAGGACUUUGACACUGGCCUGGACCCUGAGAUAUCACGCUACGUCAACUCCAGGGCAAAUUGGGAACUCAUGUCGGAUGAAGGUGAUAUGGAAGAGGAUGAUGGAAUUGAAGAUUAUGAUCUCCCUGAGGAUGAUGAUGUUGAAGACAUACCAAAGGAGGAAGAGGAAGAAGAGAUUGACCAGAAAUAUGACGAAGAAACACAAAAACUUGUUGAUGCUGCCAAUAAGGCCAGAGAAGACUUCGAUGAGGCUGACAGGAGAGUGAGGGAUUUAACAAGGGAGUUGCGCUCACUAGAGGAGACUCAAGAGAAAGAUUAUGGUCCUGAGGAGGAAUUUAGAGUUAUGGAUGGAGACUGUUAUGAAUACACGGACAGGGAAUAUACGUACCGUCUCUGUCCGUUCGAUAAGGCUGUACAAAAGCCCAAGUCUGGCCAUGGGGAAAUUCGACUUGGACAGUGGGGUGAAUGGUCAGGCCCAGAGGAGGAUAAAUAUAGCAGAAUGAAAUAUACCAGCGGACAGACUUGCUGGAACGGGCCUGCGAGAUCAGCAGAUGUCCACAUAUAUUGUGGUGUGGAAACCAAGUUGACAGGAGUAUCAGAGCCAAACAGAUGCGAAUACCUCUUUGAGAUGACCACACCAGCUGUGUGUACUAAACCUGAAGACAUUAGUGGCGACGAAGGCACGCCACACGGCCACACAGAGUUGUAGAAAAUGAGUUCGUUGGGGAAAUUUAGAUUUAUUUUAUUACAUGGUUUACUUUUUUUUUUUUCAUACAUGUAGCUCAAAUGUUUUAAGUAAUCUUGAUUUCCCUUGUAAGCAUAAUCUAAGUUUUCAGGUUUUUAAAAAUAAGAAUGUUAAUGAGCAUACGAGCUCAAGUGGGUAUGAAAAUUUUCAUAUUAGCUCUCAGGACCAGUGAUUUCUUUGACUUAUCACAUAUAUCUUUGGUUUAUCAGAAUAUUAUCCAUUGAUUUUGUUGCAUUGUGACUACCUUAUGCAGGAUGCAAUAUAUUGGUAAUCAUUUGUGAAAUUUUAUGGGUUUGGGUGAUUGCCUGUACAUUAUCGUUUGGCUAAAAUAUCAGCUAAAUUUAAUUGGGAUGCCAAUUAUUGAAAAGAUCUUAUUAUCACAGCAUAAAGCAUUUGUAAUUGCGUAUUUUCAUAACAAAUAAGAUAUAAAAUUUAGUUCAUUUAUAUAAUCUAAAACGUUUCAGCUGAACUUAGUUAUCUGUUCUCUAGCUUGUCAAAAAGAGUCACAUACGGGGUGCUGGCCUGAAAUACAUGCCUUUUUUAAACAUAGGUCAGUAAAUCCACAUAGAAUGAUGUCUGUGGCUGUGAUAUGUCGUCAGCAGAUUCUGUCCCAGUAGAAUAAAAGUUGAUUGUUUUUUGCAGCAGAAGAAAAGAACAGAGGUGUGUCUCUGAGAUAUAUCACUUUGGGCUUUGUAUGUUCACUUGUGUUGAUGGAUGAAUUUCACAGCAUCAGGUCAGUGAUAGGAUGUUGAUGUUAUUGUUGAUUACACACAUAGAUUUACACUAAGCAUUCCUUUAACAUUUUUACACCAAUUGGCACAUUUGUGAAGAACAUUAAACAUCAUUGACCAGAAUAUACCAGUGGUUCGUGUAUGAAUUUUGUGUAUGUUAAUCAGGAUACUUGUACCAGUGAGAUAGUACAAAUGAAUGGAAAUGGUUUAGGGAUGCAGGGUCAGAAGAAAAAUAAUUCCAAUGUUGGCUUUUCCUUAAAUAUCUUUUGUUUCCUCAAUUUUGCCUGUUUAUACCUUCUUCUCACUCCUUUCUCCUCUCUUUUCAUCUAUUGGUUUGUUUAAUUUCCUCAUGUGUGUUUCCUCUCUGUUCCCCUAAUGUUAUAUUCUCAUGUUUUUUUUGUUUUUGUUUUUGUUUUUGUUUUUGUGAUCUCCUUUGCACCGUUUGCAGGAUUUGCUCAGAGCCUUAGAUUAACAAGGUAAAUAUUUUUGCAUGAGCCAGAAUGUAGGAGAAAAAGGUAAGAAUGUGUUGGGAAACAUUGGUAAAAAAGUGAAAAAUUUGUUUCCCUCUAAAUUGUUUCCUUUCCAUUUGUCAAACAAGAAAUGUUUAUUCAAGAAUUUGUUAACAGUAUCACUGCAGUCAAAAGUCCUUGAUGAUAAUUUUUUCCUAAUAUAAAUGGACACCGGUUAUGUAAUCAGCCCAUAAUUGUUUGAGAGUCCAAGAUAAUGGGGCAACUGCAAUCUCAACAUUCCUCUCAGAAUAUUCUUGAUAUUUGUCAGUUGUGGUUAAUAAAAUUUUGUAAAGAUC